Messenger RNA from Chironomus riparius, 1038 nucleotides. Lineage: Eukaryota; Metazoa; Arthropoda; Insecta; Diptera; Chironomidae. The record is from the annotation of a GenBank genome assembly.
AUGAUGAAAAAUGUAUUUUUUAUCGCCUGUUUCUCAUCAAGCUCACAAGUCAGCAUCGAAUGUGACUACAGCACUUACACAUAUGAAGUUCUCGGCAAUACUUACCGAUGUAAUGUCAAAAAUUCUCCAAAUGUCAUAAAUUCAGAGACAGCUCUAAUUACUUCAACUUAUGGAGUCCAUCAGAGUGGGAAAAGUAACAAUGACGUGAUUGGAUUCCAUGUAGCUGGAAACAACUUCCAAUAUUUCCCACAAGGCUUAGAAAAAAACUUCAAAAACAUCAAAUUAAUUUACAUGUUCAGGUGCAAGUUGACAGAAAUUCAUCAAGCUGAGUUAAAGCCAUUCCCAAAUUUAGUUUACAUUUACUUAUUUGCGAAUCUAAUUGAAGUCAUUGAGCCUGGAUUGUUUGAUUUUAAUCCUAAUUUGGAAUACAUCAGCAUUGGUGACAACAAAAUUGCUCAUAUUGACGCCAAUGUCUUUAAUGGACUUACUAUGCUGUGGCAUUUACAUCUCAAUUCUGUUCCUUGUUAUGAUAAAUAUACUUGCACGUAUUCACAUACUCAAGACUUUAUAAGAGAAUUGAUAACAAAUCUACAACCUCAAAUCACAAGCGUUGCUUCAAAAACUUGCAUCAACUGCUGUCCAAUCGACCAACUUACAACCUUCGAUAUGCAAAUUGGAAACUUAAGUGCCACUUUAGCUACUUUUAAGCCAUUCCAAGAUGUUAUGGACAGCCAACUGAGUGGAAUCACAUCAAAAAUCAGUGAAUAUGGAUCAAAAUUUAAUGAUGUUCUGGUAGCUCAUGAAAGCAUUAAUUCUCGUUUGGCAGACUUUGAGGUUAAGACGAAUAAAAAAUUUGAGGAAAUCAAGCAAGACUUGGCAAGCACACGUCAUAAAAUGGCAGUUAAUUUUGAUGAGAAGAUCAAAGGCAUUGAAAAAAGAUUGAUUAAGAAGAUUGAGGAUAUUUUGGACGAAAAAUUGGGAAGAAUUCUGGAUGAGAAGCUUGGAAUUUUAAUUGAGGCUAAAUCAGCUACAGCAUAG